UGUAGAGCUGUUGUGUGGCUGCUUCCCCUGGGCUCUGAGCUUCGGGUUCUUUGUGCCCUAGCUGCUGUCUGCUUUGAGACGACUUUUUGCUGAAAAGCUAGCCAUCCUCGCCCCCGCCCCUCACGCACGCUCCCCGCCCAACUUAGUGCCUUUUCCCUGCUGUCCGCAGCUGUCUCCCACGCCCUCCAGCCCCUAGAGAACCGCAGCCAUGGGUAUCCGAGGCAUGCUGCGGGCCGCUGUGCUCCUACUGCUCAUCAAGACCUGGCUCGCGGAAAGCAACAGCCCCAGCCCCAUGCCGAAAUCCCACUUCGAGCUCCCCUCCACCAUGCCCCAAGUCGUCCUGGACCUCUUCUAUUGCAAAAAUUGUGCAAAUGAAGCUGUGGUUCAAAAGAUUUUGGACAGGGUGCUGUCGAAAUACGAUGUCCGUCUGAGACCAAAUUUUGGAGGUGACCCUGUGCCCAUCAGAAUAUCUAUCUAUGUCUCCAGCAUUGAACAGAUCUCAGAAAUAAACACGGACUAUACAGUCACAAUGUUUUUUCAUCAGACCUGGAAGGAUUCACGCUUAGCAUACUCUGAGACCAAUCUGAACCUGACCCUAGACUAUCGGAUGCAUGAGAAAUUUUGGGUCCCUGACUGCUACUUUCUGAAUAGCAAGGAUGCUUUCGUGCAUGAUGUGACUGUGGAAAAUCGAGUGUUUCAGCUUCACCCAGAUGGAACAGUGCAGUAUGGCAUCCGGCUCACUACUACAGCAGCCUGUUCUAUGGAUCUGCAUAAAUUCCCGAUGGACAAGCAAGCCUGCAAGCUGGAAGUGGAGAGCUAUGGCUACACAGUUGAAGAUGUCAUAUUAUCCUGGGAAGACAAUGAGAAUGUCAUCUACAUGACUGAAGAACUGAAAAUCCCUCAGUUCAGUUUCAUAGGAAGGACUAUUACUAGCAAGGAAGUGUAUUUCUAUACAGGUUCCUACACGCGCCUCAUCCUGAAGUUCCAGGUGCAAAGGGAAGUCAACAGCUACCUUGUACAGGUCUAUUGGCCCACUGUCCUCACAACCAUUCUCUCCUGGAUAUCAUUUUGGAUGAACUAUGAUUCCUCUGCUGCCAGGGUGACAAUUGGCCUAACUUCAAUCCUCGUCCUGACUACCAUCGAUUCACAUAUGCGGGAUAAACUCCCCAACAUUUCUUGUAUCAAGGCCAUUGACAUCUAUAUCCUUGUAUGCCUGUUCUUUGUGUUCCUGUCCUUGCUGGAGUAUGUCUACAUCAACUAUCUUUUCUUCACCCGAGGACCUCACCGUCAUCGUAGGCGACACAGGAGACCCCGAAGAAUGAUUGCUCGCUACCACUACCAGGAAGUGGUGAUGGGAAACGUUCAGGAUGGCCUGAUUAACAUGGAAGACGGAGUCUGCUCUCUUCCCACCAGCCCCGCAUGGGCCUGCCUGGCGAGCCCAGAAAGCCUCAGCUCUUUGGCGUCCACCUCAGAGCAGGCCCAGCUGGCCACCUUGGAAAGCCUCAGCCCACUGUCUUCUCUCUCAGGCUGGGCCCAGUUGGCCACUGGUGAACGCCUGAGUGAUCUCCCCUCAACCUCAGAACAGGCCCGGGACAGCUGUGGUGUUCACUUUAAUGCCUCUCACCCUGAUGGCUGUGGUACUCCUACCAAAAUCUGCAACCAUGCUGAGGCCCAGGGCUGUGCUGAGACCCAAGAUGAUGAAGAUUCUGAAGAGAGCUUGAGCUCAGAUGAGAGCCAUGGCCAAGACCCCAGAGGGAGGCCUGUCAUGCACCAUAGCCAGAGGUAUGCUCCAGAAGCAAGCUGGGUCCUUGAUGACAUCAACAAUUUACAUGAUGACAUUGAUAUUGAGAGCAACUUCCAUGGUUUUGAGGAGCAACUGAAGUAUAAUGCUGAUGGUGUCCAGAGCCUUAAAGAUGAGCUCGUAACCUAUGGCCAGGAGAAGAACAGUAGCUCAGAGUCUGAGGAUAGUCGCCCCCCAAGCCCUGGGUGUUCCUUCACUGAAGGCUUCUUCCAGCUCUUUAACCCUGACUUUGUCCCUAAGGUCGACAGGUGGUCCCGAUUACUCUUCCCUCUUUCCUUUGGGUUAUUCAAUGUCGUUUACUGGUUAUAUCAUAUCUAUUAAUCCUCCAGGGCCCCAAGGCAACAGGGAGACUGUGCUGCCCUCCUUUCAUGGUACCGUUUGAUUCUGUUUUUCCCCUUUUGCUUUGUUCAUUUUACUUUGUGUUUGUUUGGAUAAUCCAACCAGUUCAACACUUCUGUUCAUAAACAUGAGAUGUGAGGUAGUGGGAAAAACAUUCUGGCUAGAAGGGAAAGGUUUGAGGAGGAGUUGAGAGGUAAAUAACACAUUGAUUUCUUUUCCUUCUAGAAGACACUCACCUUUUCGAAGGCUUCUGAGCAUAGAAAAGCCUCUGGGACUGUUUAUCAGAGA
Messenger RNA from Lepus europaeus (European hare), 2428 nucleotides. RefSeq names its product gamma-aminobutyric acid type A receptor subunit theta (gene GABRQ). The transcript has 9 exons. NCBI's taxonomy places the organism in Eukaryota, Metazoa, Chordata, Mammalia, Lagomorpha, Leporidae. The coding region runs from base 209 to 2122 and encodes 637 amino acids. Gene Ontology annotation, cellular component: neuron projection; membrane; synapse. Gene Ontology annotation, molecular function: neurotransmitter receptor activity; extracellular ligand-gated monoatomic ion channel activity; GABA-A receptor activity. Gene Ontology annotation, biological process: monoatomic ion transmembrane transport; chemical synaptic transmission; regulation of membrane potential. The record is from RefSeq and is a predicted model, not a curated record.